Molecule: messenger RNA, 1319 nt
Organism: Aspergillus campestris IBT 28561
Lineage: Eukaryota; Fungi; Ascomycota; Eurotiomycetes; Eurotiales; Aspergillaceae
Product: Rab family GTPase YPT6
Exons: 5
Coding region: 251-880 (209 amino acids)
Molecular function (GO): GTPase activity; GTP binding
Source: RefSeq, a predicted model, not a curated record
AACUAUGGGUCUUACUAGAGUCCUCGUCAGUCCAUUAUUCGAACAACUCCCUUCUAUCCUCUCCAGUCGCAUCCCUCUUCCGCCCCUCCUACUCUUUCUUUCCUACCCUAUUGAAUUGUUCUUCUUGCCUUACUUUUAUAUACCCCUGAGCUCGCAAUUCAGCUGGCUCUUGUUUCGGUCGGGUAGAUUAUUUGUUUUCUUCCUUCCCCGCUACCCCUGAUUCUACCUCCCCCUCAGUCACCUUAUCGUCAUGGCGUCCGCAUCUGGGGUCGGGUCGUAUUCGAACCCCCUGAAGAAGUUCAAGCUGGUGUUUUUGGGAGAGCAGAGCGUUGGGAAAACCUCCCUGAUCACACGGUUCAUGUACGACUCGUUUGACAACACCUACCAAGCGACCAUCGGUAUCGACUUUUUGUCCAAGACCAUGUACCUUGAAGACCGCACCGUCCGACUUCAACUCUGGGACACUGCUGGCCAGGAGCGUUUCCGAUCCCUCAUUCCUUCCUACAUCCGAGACUCGAGUGUCGCCGUGGUCGUCUAUGAUAUCUCGAACGCCAAGUCCUUCCAGAACACCCGAAAGUGGAUCGAUGACGUGCGAGGGGAGCGUGGGAACGACGUGAUCAUUGUCCUGGUCGGCAACAAGACCGAUCUGAACGACAAGCGGGAGGUCACGACCGCCCAGGGUGAGGAGGAGGCCAAGAAGAACGGGUUGAUGUUCAUCGAGACCAGCGCCAAGGUGGGCCACAAUGUGAAGCAACUGUUCCGGCGGAUCGCCCAAGCGCUGCCCGGAAUGGAGGGUGAAGGAAACCGAGGAGAAACCCAGGUGUUCGAUGUCAACGUCACGCCGAAAGAGACUACGAGCAAUGAUGGAUGUGCGUGCUGAACGCUAUAAUCGAUGUCUAAUUUCUAUUUCUCCAUACCCGGUCCUCGCGCGCACCCGCGGUUCGCCCUGUUGACCGGGAAGCCCAAUGAUGAUGGUUGAUUGGGAUUGUCUAUAAUGCGCUGUCGUUCUUAAGAUGUACAUUUUUCUUUUUUCUUUUCUUUUCUUUUCUUAUUGAUUUCCUCUUUCUCGUUAUCUUGGUCGGGCGAAUAGCGUGUCUAGAUGAAAGUCUCAUGAAAGCCUUUGUUUUUCUGUUCUUCCUUUUCCUACGGUGGUCUCUCUUCUUUUGCUUGGCUUGGGCGCAUGUGGGCCACUGGCUGCAGUCUGGCUUGUAAGAAAGAUGUUUGAUUAUGUUCAUGAUGAUCCAUAGGUCUUUUUGAGGGUACGUCUGGUCAUAUGUUGCAUGUUUGCGUCAUUAUGAGUGUAUACCCACGAGUCUAUC